UUACAGUCGUCAGUGAGUGCGCCGAUAUCGGAACUUCUUCGCGACCUUCAAAGCUUUAACGGGAAUUACCAAUGUUAUCAUCAAAGCUUGGAACUUCCCAAGUCGAGUUUGUUUCUACGACGCGCUUUCACGCCGAUUAGAAACGACCCAUAUAAGGCUUUCAACUCCUCCUGUGACGUCUCUUCAACAGAAACCAUCUGACAGCAUGGUUGCAGAACCUACGACUUUGCGAGGUCUGUUCCGAGAUGCGGAAGACAGAAGGAGAGGUCUGGAUGAGUUCAGCUCGACAGUAAGCGAUGCAUAUCAGGAAAAUCUGGCAGCGGCGAUUACAUCAUACGAAGAAUGUUUGAAAGUCGCGAACGAAAUAGCUUUAUUCAGCCCAAAUGAAACGCUCGAGGACAUUAACUCCUCAGAUCUCGAGUAUUUGCUUAUCAACUUUCGACUUGCGCAGCUGAUAGAAAAACUCACUCGUGGAGAGCGAAAACAAAACCUUUUGGCAGCGAGAAGCAGAUACGAGAGGUUUUUGAAACUCCUAGACUCAUAUGACAUUCUUUCAAAGGCGGACACGAAACUUAUGGAGCAAUACUUCGAAGAUCCAGACAAGUUCUCCACUGCCUCAACAACCGACCCUAUUGCGCGAAGAAAUGCAAAGAUCGCGCGUUUCAAAGAGCAGAAGGAACUUAAAAACAAAUUAGAUUAUCUGCGUAAAAACCCUACCGCACUCGAGAGUGACGAAGAUGCCCUCCGCGAUCUCCAUCUGACAAAUAUCUCUCUCUGCGUACAUGAGACGUUCCAGGCAUUAGAAAGUAUGGCAUUGGAACUACAAAUGUUGGCCAUGGCACCUCCAGCGCCACCCAGCGAUCCUUCACUACACAGCUCUGACGAAAGGCAACGAAAUAGCAGUGAAAUAUACAAAGAUGGCUAUUCAGAGAGACUAGACGAUCCCUCUCUCCUUAAAAGGGGCUGGAGUGGUCCCCUCCUCAGCAAGGACGGAAAACCAUUACGCCCAUUCACCUUGACCGACAAGAGAACAGAGCUAAGGAAAGGUGUAUUUCGGCCGGAUCACAGUCUUCCGACUAUGAGCAUCGACGAGUACUUGGAGGAGGAGAGAAAGAGGGGGGGUAUUAUUGAAGGCGGAGGUGAAAAGUCAGGGAUUAGACCAGAACCAGAAGAUGAUGAUAUGGACAAGGUUGACGCAGAAAUCAUGAAGCAAAGAGCUUGGGAUGAUUGGAAGGAUGAGAAUCCAAGAGGUGCAGGAAAUACCAUGAACAGAGGAUGAUGACUUAAUGUUGGCUUGGAGAGUGUCUAUGGAUUUUGCACAUCCUUAGCCGCGCAUACAAGCAGUCUUUUUUAAAUCAAGGCUACGACCUAAACUCAAGUUGGGCGACAGUAGGAAGCCAUUGUUUUAGGAGCCUAUUCAGCCUGAAUCAGGCAAUAUAGUUCCUUCAAAAGCAUAUUCACUGCGUUUUGGAUGCUCUGAAGGAGAUCCAGAGGGCAGAGAAGUUCCCUCAAAUGCGUACGGGCUGCGUUCAGCGUGCCUUCCGGGAGAAAUUGAGCUGGGCAAGGACGUUCCACUGACGGCGUACUCGCUGCGUUCAAGAUGUCUCUUUUGAGUGCCAGUCUCAAUCGCUCGGAUGUUAAUAUGAGCAGCUUGCACGGCCUUGUAUAGAGCGUCAUAAGCAACCUCGUAGUUUGAGGCCAAAAUUUGCCCAACGUCUCUGGUAGGCUUCUUCGCGCCGACGGGGAGGGUUUCCAUAAUGUUGUCUAACGCAAUUUGGACAUCAGGACGUCCUA
Messenger RNA from Verruconis gallopava, 1794 nucleotides. RefSeq lists its product as uncharacterized. Gene Ontology annotation, biological process: regulation of signal transduction; regulation of dephosphorylation. Lineage: Eukaryota; Fungi; Ascomycota; Dothideomycetes; Venturiales; Sympoventuriaceae. The coding region runs from base 206 to 1279 and encodes 357 amino acids. The record is from RefSeq and is a predicted model, not a curated record. The transcript has 3 exons. Gene Ontology annotation, molecular function: protein phosphatase 2A binding. Gene Ontology annotation, cellular component: cytosol.